Molecule: messenger RNA, 3289 nt
Organism: Cyanistes caeruleus (blue tit)
Lineage: Eukaryota; Metazoa; Chordata; Aves; Passeriformes; Paridae
Source: RefSeq, a predicted model, not a curated record
UGUUUGGGCAGGUGCUCCUGAGAGAGCAGUGACCGGUGGGGAUCUCACGCUGGCAUUGCUCUGGCCACAGUGCCAGGUUUGGGAAAGUUUGCACUUUGUCUGAUGGAUUUUGGAGUGUGAAGUGUUAGCUGGUUGUGCAAGGACAGGGUGAGAAGAGGGAGCUGCAGAGGAAGGAGGAAGUUCCUCGUUCCGUGGAUGCCCCUCACUCACAGUGCCAGGCAGCGAGCUCUGGAAUGGCUUUAUGGAGCUCUGGGGUGCAGCUGAUCAAAACAAAGUGGGAACAGGUAGAGCACAUCGUGCAGCCCGGGAUCUGCCCUCUCUGGGAGUUGCCUCACGUGGAAGGAAUUGUUUGUGUGUUUGCCCUGCGCCAUGGGAACUCGGCUGGAUUGGGGCAGGUCGGGAGCUGCGGAUCCCGGCGAGUGACGCAGGUUUGGGAGCCGGUAACAGGGAGGGAGCUCUGUCCUGCCUGUGCCGUGGAUCCCAGGAGUGGCAGGAGCCGUGUGGUUGAUGCUGAGGUGAGCUGUGGCGCACCAGACCUCGAGUUUUAAUGGUUUUAUGUAGUUUUUUUUAAAAGACGGAUGGAUGGAUGAAUGACGAAAGAAGGGGGAGGGGAAAAUGGAGCUGUUUGGAACAAACUGAGAUUUUCCCGCCGCACCGCCUGGGCCAUGGGUGAGACAGAGCUGCUCAGCACCACUUCCACCCUUUGAUGUCUGCUGGGGUUGUAAAGGUGCUCCCUGAACACCCCCUUCCCAUUCACCUGCUGGGAAGUGGUUGCUGCAGAGAAGAUUUAAUGAAAUUCCUGUCGCUCCCCAACCGCCAAAUGGAUACUGAGCCCAUGGAAGGGCCUGGGGGGUCAGGAGAAAGGAGCAAGUAGGAAAACCCACAGUCUGCCAGACCUUCCCCUCCGCCCCCCUCGAAAGAAAGGAUUUACAGCUCAACCUUGCACCAGCUGUUCCUCGGCUUUAACAGACAAGAGAGAAAUAAAUAAAAUUAAACGGCCACCGCCAGCCAGCCCCAGAUCCCGGUGAAAUCAGGGAGAGUGUUUCCGUGACCCCUCCAGCGAGAGGAGGAGGAGGAGGCAGGGCAGCUCCGUGAGGAAGCUGGGAUUGCUUGGAGACCACCCCCUCCUCCCGUGCAGCACCGGGGGCUGUGGCACAGCAGAGGCGGAUUAAAAAGGAGCAGUGGCUUCCCUGAGGCUCCUGGAGUGGCUUUUUUGCAAGGAGUUUGCUGAUCCGGUGCUCUUCUCAGGGGGCUGGCCGGGUGGGGAGCGCCCUGCCUGAGCCUGGGGAAUUCCCUCCCUUCAGAGCCUGCCUGUUGGAGUUCUGCUCCCUGUGGGCUGCUGCCUGGACUGAGGCUCAGAAGGGCCAUCAGCAUUCCCACUCUAAAGGUUGUCCUAAACCCAAAUCCCCUUCUCUGUUGUGAAUUUUUAAUGUUUUUAACCUUCCUUCCCUGCACCCGUGAGCUCCCACAGGGCAGAGCUUAGAGUGGGCUCCUCUCCUGGGCCUCUUGCUCCAGACCCUUCUCCGGACUGUCCACCCCGGUUGGAACUCGCCCCAGGAGCAGGCGUGGGGGCAGGGUAGGGGUCAGCCCCUGUCCCCCUCCCCUUCUCAUCCUGCUCUGAGUCCCCUGGGGCCUGGGCUAUGCUGCGGGGCGGACCCCCCACCACAGCUCCAACAUGCCAGCAGCCUCUGGAAAGAGAUUCAAACCCAGCAAGUACGUCCCGGUCUCCGCUGCUGCCAUCUUCCUAGUGGGAGCCACCACCCUCUUCUUCGCCUUCACGUGCCCGGGGCUCAGUCUUUACGUGUCCCCAGUCAUCCCUGCCUACAAUGCCGUCGUCUUCCUCUUCGUGCUGGCCAACUUCAGCAUGGCCACCUUCAUGGACCCAGGCAUAUUCCCUCGAGCUGAGGAGGACGAGGACAAGGAGGACGAUUUCCGGGCCCCGCUGUACAAGACGGUGGAGAUCAAGGGCAUCCAGGUGCGCAUGAAGUGGUGCGCGACCUGCCGCUUCUACCGCCCGCCGCGCUGCUCCCACUGCAGCGUCUGCGACAACUGCGUGGAGGAGUUCGACCACCACUGCCCCUGGGUCAACAACUGCAUCGGGCGGCGCAACUACCGCUACUUCUUCCUCUUCCUGCUGUCGCUCACCACGCACAUCAUGGGCGUCUUCGGCUUCGGGCUGCUCUACGUCCUGUAUCAGGUGGAGGAGCUCUCCGGUGUCCGCAUGGCCGUCACGAUGGUGGUGAUGUGUGUGGCCGGGCUCUUCUUCAUUCCCGUCGCUGGCCUGACGGGCUUCCACGUGGUGCUCGUGGCCAGGGGCCGCACUACCAACGAACAGGUGACAGGCAAGUUCCGCGGGGGUGUCAACCCCUUCACCAACGGUUGCUGUAAGAAUGUCAGCCGGGUCCUCUGCAGCUCCCCAGCCCCCAGGUACCUCGGGCGCCCAAAGGCCGAGCAGACCGUGCUGGUGAGACCCCCGUUCCUGCGGCCUGAAGUGUCAGAUGGUCAGAUCACUGUCAAGAUCAUGGACAAUGGUAUCCAGACAGAGCUGAAAAGGACAAAGUCCAAGGGGAGCCUGGAGGUGACGGAGAGCCAGUCUGCUGAUGCCGAGCCACCACCCCCACCUAAGCCCGACCUCAGCCGCUACACGGGCCUGAGGACACACUUAACCCUGGCCACUACUGAGGACAGCAGCUUGCUAGGCAAGGACAGCCCCCCAACUCCCACCAUGUACAAGUACCGGCCCGGUUACAGCAGCAGCAGCAGCUCGGCGGCCCUGCCUCACUCCACCAGCGCCAAGCUGAGCCGAGUGAACAGCCUGAAGGAGCCCAACUCCAUCUGUGACAGCGGCCACAAGCCCAGCUACCGCUCGGAACCGAGCCUGGAACCCGAGAGCUUCCGCUCGCCCACCUUUGGCAAGAGCUUCCACUUUGACCCUCUCUCCAGUGGCUCCCGCUCCUCCAGCCUCAAGUCGGCCCAGGGCACGGGCUUUGAGACGGGCCACCUGCAGUCCAUCCGCUCGGAGGGCACCACCUCCACCUCCUACAAGAGCCUGGUGAACCAGACGCGCAACGGCAGCCUCUCGUACGACAGCCUGCUCACGCCCUCCGACAGCCCCGACUUCGAGUCGGUGCAGGCGGGCCCGGAGCCCGAGCCGCCGGUGGGCUACACCUCGCCCUUUCUGUCAGCCCGCAUCGCUCAGCAGCGAGAGACCGACCUGCACGGCCGCUUCGCCAGCGCUGCCUCCCCCAAGCACGCGGUGCCGCGCGAGCCCUCGCCCGUGCGCUAUGAC